This is a messenger RNA of Trichoplusia ni (cabbage looper), 4281 nucleotides long. RefSeq lists its product as uncharacterized. Gene Ontology annotation, molecular function: metal ion binding. Bases 152 to 3445 code for a protein of 1097 amino acids. The transcript has 7 exons. The record is from RefSeq and is a predicted model, not a curated record. Lineage: Eukaryota; Metazoa; Arthropoda; Insecta; Lepidoptera; Noctuidae.
UUUGUAAUAUUUCUCUAACUGAGGAAAAAUAUUGUUUUGCUUAAUUUUAUGAAUGUUUUAUAGAUAUUUAGCGAGUUUCUGCCCCAGAGUAUCUUAUAAAUCUGGGCUUUUUGUGAAUGUUAAAGCCAAAUAACUUUGAAAUAAUUAAAAAAUGUCUCCAAGGAAAGAAGUAAAAAAUUUGACACCAAAAAGAAAGAUUGCAAGAAAUACAAAACGGACUGUGGUUAAAGAAAAACGUAAAUUAAACAUGCCUGCUAACAUCAAAGUUAGCAUACCACUGAAAAGAGCCGGAGUUGUACCAAUGCCACGGAUACAGCGAAAAGUAGACAAAGAAACACAGUUGCUACUAGCAAAUGAAGUUGCUAACUCACAGCUGGUUCCAAAAACGGGAAAAAAGAAACUGAUAUCAGAUUUUUUUCAAAAUCGUAUUGUUAUUGAAAAUGCUAGUACAGUUUCAGGUCCCAAAGCUAAUAAUCCAGUAGAAACUAUGUCAAAAUCGCAAACUGCAAAAAAAACAGCUCCUGCAAAGAAAACUAUUGCAAGUACACAGCCAACAAGGAGAAUAGUAACAAGAAAAAGAUUAGCUGAUUCAACAGCAGAAAACACUGCCAAAGCACCUAAACUCGAGCCAGGCCUAGACUUACAACAUAAACCUAAAAUAAAAACAGAACCGAAGUUAAUUCCCGCCGACAAUGACCUAGAGAAAGAAUCUAAUCCUACUAUAGAACCACCCAAGAAAAGAGGACGGAAACCGUCUAUUAAGCCUCCUCAAGUAACUAAGGAGGCCCCACCAAAGCAGAUUCAACGGAAACCUGCAGUACCCAGAAAAAGAACAAUUAAAGGUAAGCAAAAAAAUGUCGUGGAACGUGACAAGUCUCCAUCAAUACUUGACACCAUCCGAAAACUUCCUCAAAAAGAAGCGGAUAACAUCCCGGGACCAGUAGACUCCCGGAAAACCUCAAUUAGCAGUAACUCAAAUUUUUCGUGGACCAAAGAUAUAUCUAGUUCAAGUAACACCACUUGCAUCACAGUAGAUCAAAACAGCUUCGUACGUUUUGACAAUAAACUGCCCGUCAUUAAAUUGACUAACAUCGAUUUUGAACUAAACAAAAAUAAACAAGGUAAGACUAAUGUACCAGAAACAAUAGUUGAAGAUGACUCAUCUGACUCGUCUUCAUCUUCAAGUAGUGACAGCAGCAGUAGCGCUGCCUCCACACACUGUGAAAGUGAGCUAAACCCUUCAAAACAGUUCAAUGAUUUGUUAGAAGUCAAAUCCCUCUGCCUAAGUGUUUCGUCUGCACCUAGUACACACACCGCACCAAAAAAUCAAAGUGAAGAUACUAGAUCAAGUUCAUAUUACAAACAGAAUGCAGAAAAUCUUCUGAUAGCAGAGAAACACUAUGAUAAAGAAAUAAUAAAUUGGAUCUGCUCAGAAAAUGAAGAAAUAAGCGACGAUCUCACUAAAUUCAAAGAUAAAAUUUUCAAUGGGCUAGAUAGUGAAUUCGAGAUUAUUUUGCUCUGCCAGAACCUAAAAAAAACUUUAUUAAAUCUUAGUUCAAGUGAAGAGGUUAAUAAAACAGUUAGUAACUCGGUUCCCCGGUUAAACUCCGUUGAAGAAAAUGUCACUGAACACUAUGUAAAUAAUGAUGAAAAUCUUAACCCAGACAGUCCUACUGUAGAAACUAAUAAAGAAGUCGAUCCAUUUGUGAAACCAAAGCCGGCUGUCUAUAAGCCGUUAAGUAGUGAGGGAUACGUUUCAUACUCUAGUAAUAAAGUAACGCGCACCGACAGUUCAGAUGAGGAUCCGCCUAACAACUAUAUGACGGAUGAUCAUCAUGACGACGAUGAUGCGCUAUCGCUUUACGCAGAGAGCAUGAGCGGGUUCGAGUCAUGCAGAGUCAACACUUCCAUCUGCCCGCCAGACCAGCCUUCCAGUAUCAGGCAAAUGGAAGAAUACGUUCCUAAACCAAUCAAUGAAGAAUCAAUCUACACGGAAAAGCACUCGUACUGUCCAACAAAAAUCAGAGCUGGGCCCGAAACCAGUACUUCUAAAGCUACUGUUUGCGAAAAACAAAAUGCUGACUCUACAUCCAUAUUCAAACAGAGCAACAGUGUGUGUGACACAGAAAGUUCUCAGGACUUCACUGAAAAUCCAGACAUAGACACUAGAGUCACUCCUCCUGAAAUAGUGCAGGAGCCGCGGCUAAUGAACUCGUAUUUCGAAAUGGUACCUAAAACAAGAAGUGUAGUCUUUAACAACAUAUGUUUUUACAAUUUAUUAAACAAUUGCAAGAAAGGUCGAUAUGGACUGUGUCGUUUUAGGCAUAUCGUGCCGACCCCUGAACAAGUUCAAGCUCAGCUUUUUGUACUAGAUGAAAGGAUGCUCAUGCAAGAAUAUUUACUUAUCAGGAACUGGCCAGAUAUAAGACGCAAAUUUGGCAUGUGCUAUGUCGAGGAGAGCGCUAAGCGGGGACUCACGAGGAUGCUCGUGGAGAUUGCUUACGAUUUCAUUGUGAAAGCUCGAAAUGAGUUCGAUAUGGAUAUAGCUUUGAGAGUGAACACAAUCGAAGCCACUUUGUUGCAUUUGAAUAGCGUCGACCUGAGCAUCUGUGAAGAUCUACUAAAACUGCCCAUUCCGACCGACCAGGGCAGCAGGACGUUGUUGUGUGACGUGUUCAUGGCGACCAUGUCUAUCACCCAAAACUUUUCUAGAUUCAAAUCUGUGUUUCUCAAUCUCACUUAUUUCAUGGUCGAUAACGACCGGACUCUGAACAAAGAUGUGGUUGAGCACAUCUUGGAGAGGAUUAGUAUUUUACCUUUCGAGGAGGCAAUAGCUAGGGCUGUUAUACAGAUGAUGAGGUUGACCAAAGCGGAUAUAUUUGAGAACUCAGUGAUUAGGUAUUUUGAGAAGCAAAUAUCUGUGAAUAAGGAUGUGUUUGAAGAGUAUUCGAUGGUGAAGAAUCAGUGUAAGUUCGCGUCGAUGCUGGCGUCGUCCAUGAUGGCGGUGGGCGCCUCCCCACACGCGGCCGAGGGCGCGUCCGCCGCCGAGCCGCUGCGCCCCGCGCCCUCGCCCGACACCAACAACCUCGACAUCAUGAACAAAUCACGGGAUGACCUUUCGCGGCCAAUUAUCACCAGGACAAUAGGCAUGAGCCCGCCAGUUGUUUUCAAUCGACCGCAAAACGAUACCAGUGCGACUAACACACAAAACAGUUCUGCGUCCUCUGAAAACGACGUAGCGGACAACCCCAACGUGGCGACAUGGCGCAACAGGGCCAUCUUCCCCCACAUACGGGCCCAGUAUUUCUCCCCCUCGAGACCCCCGCCUAUAAUACCCAGACCCCACGUAAGACCACCGCAGAGAAGAAUGCCAUUCAUCAGUCGAAAGGUGGUGUACAGGAAUCCUGGUAGUUUCAUGUUGCGGCCGCCUGCUCCCAAAUAUUGAAGAUAUUAAGUAAGUUCUUUAGUUAAGUGAUUGUUGUAUCUUCCUACAUCUGUCUGAUACAGGCUAAUUUUUCAAGUGUGGGUAAAUUCUCCAUAAAUGUUUGCCCAAAAAUUGUUGGGGACAGCUUUCAGUAUUAUGCAUUUUGGUUACAAUAGUAAAGAAAAACAAUUAACGCACACUUGCAAAGCUCAUCCUGUAUUAUCAUAUAAAAUAAUAUUAUAAAUAGCACUUUUUCCAAUCAACACUUGCAGGUAUACAGAUUAGUAUGUGGUUAAUUAUAUCCUAAAAAAAUCUAGUCUGUUUUGGUAACUAAAAUUUAGCUAGGACUUGUACAAUUGAAGACAAUUUUCAAUUGAGAGUCAGCAGCAGAAGUCUUUUAAUACAAUCCGAUUUAAAAAGGAAUUCCAUAUUUCAGUGUCACAUGGAUAUUGUUUUUUUUUUAAUUACUAGUUGUCAAGCUUAUCUUGUUUCCCUUUACCACAACUUUAACAGGUCACAUUGAAAUUGAUCAUGCACAGUUAUUUUGAAAAUCUGGUUGUGUUAAUUGACUUCUGUUGCCGUCCGUACGAAAUACAUUUUAUUAGUACGUAGCAUUACCUCUUUAUUAUAAGUGUAUAUAAUUGCCAUAUAAAAUAACUUGUAUUUUUUCCUAGUGGUAACACCCGCGUAGAAUAAUCAACGUUUUGAAACGUGAAACAGACUUCAGUCAUAUUUAAAACAUCGCUUUUGUUCAUGGAUAACAUUUGACUUCACGAAUAGUCGAGUAGUUGAGGUCACGACGCCAAACCCACUGAGCGCGACGUGUCGCGAGUUCGAUCCCCGCGUAGGACACACAU